Messenger RNA from Osmia bicornis bicornis, 590 nucleotides. RefSeq names its product prefoldin subunit 4 (gene Pfdn4). The coding region runs from base 119 to 532 and encodes 137 amino acids. Gene Ontology annotation, cellular component: cytoplasm; prefoldin complex. Lineage: Eukaryota; Metazoa; Arthropoda; Insecta; Hymenoptera; Megachilidae. Gene Ontology annotation, biological process: protein folding. The transcript has 4 exons. The record is from RefSeq and is a predicted model, not a curated record.
GACCCCCAUGCACCGGUGCCCACGAAUCGAGUUUCUGAUUAGUUUACCGACCAUUAGUUCUUAAAAAUAUUUAAUUUUACAAUUGUAAGGAUAUACGAAGUGGAAAUAAAACAUAAUUAUGUCGGCACGGAAAAAUACUCAAGCUGGAUUUCAGCCGGACUCGGAUAUUUAUGUUACAUACGAAGAUCAACAAAAAAUUAAUAAAUUUGCAAGACAAAAUGCUAAAAUGGAAGAUCUAAAAGAAGAAUUGAAAAUCAAACAGAAUGAAUUAAAGAAUUUAGAGGAUGCUUGUGAUGAAAUAGUCCUUCUCGAUGAUCAGGCAAAAAUACCAUAUUAUAUUGGUGAAGUUUUCAUUUAUGAAGAUGUGGAAAAGACACAGAAAUAUUUAGAUGAACUAAAGGAGAAAAAGAAAGAAGAAAUUGCUAAUUUAGAAAGUAAAUGUGGUGAUUUAAAGAAUAUGAUGAGUGAAUUAAAAACCCAACUGUAUGCAAAGUUUGGUAAUCGCAUAAAUCUUGAAGCAGAAGAAGAUUAAUCUAGUCAAUUGUUCAUGUAAAUUUUUUGUAAUCUGAAAUAAAAUUUUUAUACUAUUA